Molecule: messenger RNA, 10612 nt
Organism: Scylla paramamosain (green mud crab)
Lineage: Eukaryota; Metazoa; Arthropoda; Malacostraca; Decapoda; Portunidae
Gene: Ubr3
Product: E3 ubiquitin-protein ligase ubr3-like
Exons: 31
Coding region: 800-6847 (2015 amino acids)
Biological process (GO): protein ubiquitination; ubiquitin-dependent protein catabolic process via the N-end rule pathway
Cellular component (GO): ubiquitin ligase complex; cytoplasm
Molecular function (GO): zinc ion binding; ubiquitin protein ligase activity
Source: RefSeq, a predicted model, not a curated record
GGUGGUGGGCGUGCGAGGAGGCCUGGGAGGGUCGUGGAGACAUACCUGACUACCUGCCUUACCUGCCUGGCCCUCCUCCACCUUCUCCGCCUCCUCCUGCUGCUCCGGACGGGCCGUGUCCCUCCCCAGGCAGGCGCGGCAGGGAGCGGGGAGGGCGUUUGGGUGUACCGGGGGGCGUGUCAGGUGGGUGAGGCGUGGGUGGCGUGGGCGCGGCGAGGCGUGUGGGAGCAUUGUCCUCCUGCCUCCCUCCUGCCGCUGCUGGGGGCGCCUCACCUGGCCCACCUGGCACCCCUGGCCGAGGCUGUACCUACAGGGGCCUGACAGCACCUCACGCCCUCUGCUUCCCCCCUUAGUCACUCACCUGUGUCACCUCACCUGUCCGCAUUCCUCAUUAGCAGACCUAUUGGCUCACCUCACCUGUCGAUUAAUUGGCCCACAGCUGCCCCCUACCAGGUGUUGUCAUGCGUGUUGGGAGGUGGUGUGUGUGGUGGUGGUGGUAGUGGUUGCAACACACGCAUCCCUGUUUGGUGUCAUGAUAACCUGCCUGGCCAUUCUUUGCUGGGGUAUCAUCACCUCACCACCUCUCCACCUUGCUCCUCCCAGUGCUGGCCUACAGACACCUGGGGACCUUGAUAGAUUCACCUGAGUUAUUUUGUUGAAGUAGUGUGUUGUUGCAGUACAGAGGUGGUAUUGUGUUAAUGUUGUAAAGGCCUGUUCUGUUUAUUGAUCUCAGGAAUGUCACUCUGAUUCUGAGCGCUGAGCAGAAGGCCCAAGGGUUAUUGCAGUGGUGUGAGUGUGUAUGCGGUGUGCUUAUGUAUGUGCGGGAAAUGUUAAGGACAUGAACGGAGGAGAGCGAAGGCAGGCGCUCCCCAUGGAGGCGGCGGGUGGUGGCGGUGGCGGCGGCGGUGCUGAGGCUGGCGGGGGAGGCAGCAGCAAUGGCGGCAGUAGUGGGAGCAGCACUGCCUCCAGCCAGAAGGAUAUCCUGACGGCACAGCUGCUGCUCAAGAAAGGAAAGCGCUACGCUGCCUCCUACCUGAAGGAUGAGUGCCUCAGGAACCUCUCCCCUGACGACUCUGAGGCACCACAUGCACAGGGGCGCGGGGAGUUCCUGGACCUGGUGCUGACGAUGCUGCUGAAUCCGGCCAUGCCCAUGAAGGACUGGGACACGGUGGACUGGCUCAAAUGGCUCAUGGCUGGAGGAAAGACACCUGACGAAUUCUUCAGUAUAGUUCACCGCUAUGACAAUGCCACCACCUGCGGCCUGGUGUGGACUGCCAAUUUUGUGGCAUACAGGUGUCGCACGUGUGGGAUCUCACCCUGCAUGAGUCUGUGUGCCCAGUGCUUCCAGGAGGGUAACCACGAAGGACAUGACUUCAACAUGUUCAGGUCCCAGGCAGGAGGGGCGUGUGACUGUGGCAACUCAGCGGUCAUGAAAGAGUCUGGGUUCUGCCAUCGCCACGGAUCUCAGGCUCAGCUCAACAAGCCUGAGGUGCCGCCUGACCUGCUGGCCAUUGCGGACGCCCUCAUGCCCCGGAUAUUCCUGCGCUUCAUCCAGCACUGCCGCGAGCACAGUUCUGAGUCACUGAAGCAGGUGCAGGAGGCCAUGGAGGAGUCAUCCCUGUUCCUUGACCUUCUGCAGGAGCUGAGUCGACUUGGGGCGGCCAUGAGAAAGACCAUGACCAAGUCCCUGUGUAACCCCAAGGUUUACCAUGAGCUGACGCAGGGUUCCUCCAGACACCAUGAUGCAGAAUACCUCUCACAGAGCAAGAAGUUGUAUGAGGAGGCCCUCAACAGUAUUCCCUUUGGAGAGGUGCCCCCGGGAUACGAAGAUGUUGCCACCUUGAAUGGGCCUCUCGUUCACAAGACUUUUUUAGACGAAAUAGUGUUUUGGACAGUAAAAUUUGAGUUCCCACAGAAGUUAGUGUGUUUGCUCCUCAACAUGCUGCCUGACACAGAAUAUGAGGAUGCCUUCGCCCGGGCCUUUGUUCAGCACUACAGCCGCAUCUCUGUCAUGCUGGUGAAGAGCGAGGACUCGGAGACCCUCAGCAACCGUGUGGUGCAUGUGUCGGUGCAGCUCUUCUCUGACCAGGACCUGGCAUACCGCAUGACUGACUCCUUCCACCUCCUCCAUGUCAUGAUUGUCAGCCUCAAGAAUAUGAUGAAGUCAAUAUGUGUGCCAUCCACUCUACAUGAUAAGAUGCAAAAUACUCACCACGUUGUCAACUGUGCGAAUGAUGUCAUGAAAAACCACUGCUACUGGCCGCUGGUUUCGGAUCUUAAUAAUGUGCUGUCCCACCGAGCUAUUGCUGUCAAGUUCAUGAGUGACCAUCGCCUCAUCCAGGAGUGGUUCUCAUUCCUCUCCAUGUUCCAAGGAAUGAAUGUCAAUGUGAGGGAGUUAACUCAGCACGUUGAGUUUGAGCCUCAGACGUACUAUGCGGCAUUUAGCGCUGAACUAGAGGCCUCGGCAUCACCUAUGUGGGCGUUGGUCUCCCACCUGCGCGACUCAGACACCUGGGACUACACCUUCUCUGUGCUGCGGGAGUGUCUGCGAGCCCUCAGUACCUGGUUUAAUGCUGUGGGCUUCUCUCACAACGACCUGGGCAAUCCAUACCAGGUGUCCUUCCAUUUGCCACUGCAUCGCUACUACUCUGUGUUCAUGUGUCAGGCAGUGAAGGCACAGGGAGCAUUGCUGAGUGAGGUGCUGCCGUCACAGGACCUGCUACAUCUCAUUAUGGUCCACCCACUCAGGCUGCAGGCUGCCUUCUAUGAGAUCCUGAGUGGCAUGUGGGUGAGAAACGGCCUGCAGAUCAAGGGGCAGGCCAUGACAUACAUCCAGUGCCACUUCUGCAACUCCAUGGUGGACGCUGAUCUCUACCUCCUGCAGAUCUGUGCUGGGGAACUUCCUACCGACAACUUUAUCCUCACUGUAUUAGAUCGGUUUCAUGUACUGGAGUCCCUGAGUGUAUCCCCGAGGGCAUCCAACAGCUUCCUGGACUAUGAGCAUGAGAUGACCAUCCUGGAAUCCUGUCUCACUUUUCUUGCCACACUUGUGACUGUCCGCACUAACAUUGGUCUGAGUGAGAGUGAGCUUGCCAAGUUGGAGAUGGUGACUCUGCUGUGCAUGGGAGACAAGACACACUCUCAGCUGAUGGAGUGCAUGCCAGAGAAGUGUGGCAGUGCAGCACAGAGCAGAGACUUUGAGGCAGUGCUUAGCAAGGUGUCCUCAUAUCGUGCCCCAAACUUUGAGGCAUCCGGCACCAUGCAGCAGGGCAUGUACAUCCCCCGCGAUAAGGUGUGGGAGGACCACUAUGACCCCAUCUAUGUCCUCCUCAGGGCUGUGCAGAGGAGGGACUUCCAAGCCUCUCUGGACAGGUUUAAAUUAUAUUGUAAACAAUCAGGCAACAUCAGCGGCUCUGGGGAUUUGUGGCCUCCAUUUCGCCUGCCCAGUCCAGUCUCCAGCCCAUACACUGACCCCCAGAGGAUAAUUGCCUGCCGGAGUUUUCAUGCUGUGCUCUUCAUGCUGCUGUACAAGUCCCUUAAUGAGGCGUCCACCACAGACCACCUGCUGGCCCUCACUGUGUACCUGCUGGAGCUGACCACAGAGUACCAGGCCCAGCAUCGUUCACAAGGAGGUGAGGUGAUGGCGGCACAGUACUAUGACAGCAUGAUAGAGACGGAUGAGGACAAACCUGACGGACAGUUCUGCAAGUGGUUCACAACGGAUGAUGUGUUUGCCAAUGUGAACUGUGUUGUGUCUAGAGUCCACCUCAACCCAACACCUUCUGUCAGCUCCUGCUCUGAUGGUGAGCUGGAUGGGUCAGAUCUAGAGAUGGAUGAGCUUGAAGGUGGGGAGCCCCGGCUUGCCCUGAGGGGAGCACCGCGCCCCCGGCCGUUGGCUGCUGGAUCGGAGCUAGUCAUUUACCGUCAAGGUGCCACCGCUGUAGUGUCAUCAGGGGUCACCCUGCCCACCACGCCUGACACCCCAACACAGGACCACACCUCACCCCUGGCUCUGCCCCCAACCUCCUCUGCAACCAACAUGCUGGUGCCAGCCCAGUGUGGCACCCCAGAUGGGUCAGCAGCCCAAGCAUCCCUGCUUGGACCUCUGCAGUACCCCAGUCUGUUGGCAGGCAAUGAGGUGGGCCGGAUAGGUAAUGAGGGCAGUGGAAGGGGUGGUGGGGGCAGAGGAGCCCCUGCCUGCAGCAGCCGGGGCCACCAUGGUCGCUGCUUCAUGCUACAGCACCACUUCCACCAGCGGUCACGCCGCCAUCCUGGCCCCCCCAAGGCCCUGCUGCCCCCAUCUGAUGGCUCUCCCCCCUCCCUCCAGGGCUCACCUCCUGUGCCAGAUAUCUCACAUUUCUCAUCAUAUCCUCAGAUAGACUCUGGUGAUGAGUAUGUGUCUGUGGAGGAGUCUAUCAUCUCUUUGCUCAUCAAGCUACACUCCAAGUUGUCUGGGAAGCCCAACUCCUACCGUCCAAACUUCUCUGAUACCUCUGACUCCCGGAUAGGCGAUGGGCCAUUCUUCAUUGCUAAACUGCUGAACAAGCUGGGCCGGUAUGAUGCCUCUGCCAGGAAGGGCAUCCUGGAUACCAUCUCCUGCCUAUAUAGCCAGAAGGAGGAGGAAUCCUCUGCCUCCUCAGAGGAGGAGGCCCGAGCGAGGGAAGAGAAGAGGAAGAGGGCCAGGGAACGCCAAAAGAGGGUCAUGGCAGAGUUUGCAAGCCGCCAGAGACAGUUUAUGGAGCAGAAUAGGGCAGAUGCAGCGGAAUUUGAUGCUGGAGGAGCCGACACAAUGGAGGUGGAGGAGGAGCAAGUAGAACGGCACAAGGAAUACGACUGUGUGAUCUGCAACCAGUCCAUUCCCUCCACUCCAGAGAGACCAGUGGGCCUGGUGGUCUUGCUUCAGGCCACCAGUGUGUUGGGUCACAGAACCUCGUCCCAGAAGCCUCUAAGUGUUCCUACCACGGAUGCAGAGCGGGGGCGGCUCAGGCAGCGGCGGUACACCCUCGGUCAGUACAUGGAAGAGCGUGCUGACACCCUCAACAGACACUUUGACUAUAACUCUUGGUUGGUGUCGAUGAACAUUGGGUGGGAGGGAGGAGUGCAUGUGCAGACCUGUGGCCAUCACCUCCACCUGGACUGCCACCAGUCUUACCUCCUCUCCCUGCGUUCUCAAGAUCGCCCAAACAACCCCCUCAAUGUGGAGAAGGGUGAGUAUUGGUGUCCUUUGUGCCGACAACUUGGGAACUCUGUGCUGCCCAUUUCCCCUGAGAUUGGUGACCUAUCAGCUCUUGUGAAGCAUCCCGCCACCUGUGAUACUAGUUUAAUAGAGGAAGUUGACCGGCUGCUACAUGACUUGACAGUUCCGACGUUUAGCAGUUCCUUGAAGACUGCAAUGGCCCGCAUGAUGGAGGACAUGACGAUGGCCACCCACCCCAAGUACCGCAGCAUGUCCUCCAACCCGUCCACGUCGUCGCUGGUGAUGUUUGUGUCAUCCAUCCUGCGCACCAACCUGGAGGUGGAGCUGGUGCAGUGUGGUGGCACCCUUGUCUCUAACGGCCAUGACCCCAAGAUGGAUGUGAAGCGCUCCUGCCUCAUGCCACUCCUCCAUGUGCUUGGCUGCCACUCCAAGAUCCUGAGUGGGGGAGGGGAUGCCUCGCUGGUGGGUGUGGGGGGCAGCAUACACUGGAUCCGCCAGACGUGGGCAUCCAUCACCCAGCAGUCGGUGGUGGGCAGUGAGGGCGCCGUCACUCUGAGGGAGCGAGAGGUGCCCCUGCUACUGAGGGAUCCUGUCACUUUGCUCCUGCAUCUCAUCCUCCUCUUGCCCUCAAGGAUUGAUCAAGCCUACCUGAAGUGUGUGGUUGGGAACGUGUACCGUGUAGUUGUGGUGGGGGCUGCUGCAUCAGCGUUGCUUUCUCUCACUGAGAGUCAGCGAGAGCAGGCCACAACCAGCGGCCCACUGGCACCCCUGUUGGCCCUGGCCCACAACACCCUGCGCAACAGCCCCUUCUUUUCUGAUGAUCAUGUGCCACAGAGUGAACAUCAACAAAAUACCUGGACACUGAAUGAUGUCACCUGUCAGGUUAGAGAGAACUGCCUCAAUUUCCUGAGGAUAGCAUCCCUACUCAAGGCCCAUCUCAUGGAAGAGAACUCACCAGUGAUAGCUGACCCCAUUGCUGAGUGUGGAGCACUGGAGCAGUACCUGGGUGUGUGGGACACCUGCUCUGUGGUCAACUCUGCCAUCAUGGGCAACAUGUGUGGCACCCACCAUUCCCGGGAAGUGUCUAGUCCUGUGGAGACCUGGCUCGGAGACUUGGCAGCUGGGGCUCGGGUCUGGUGCAGUGAGGUGGCCAGCUUUGCUGCCCAGGCCCAGGUUGCAGCCUCCACCCUUCUCACCACACUCACCUUUGCCCAGCCUCGCCUCCUGCGUCUCCCACACUCCUAUGAUGCCAUCUUUCAGUACUAUCAUAGAAGGCAGUGCUCCCAGUGCAACAGUGUACCCAAGGAUCCCAGUGUAUGCCUCCUUUGUGGCACCAUUGUGUGUCUGAGGGAGUCGUGCUGCAAACAGCAGGAUGUGUGUGAGUGUGUACAGCACGCUAUUGACUGUGGAGCUGGCACGGCCAUAUUCCUGGUGGUGAAUGCCUCUACAGUUAUUGUGAUCCGGGGACCCAGAGUCUGCCUCUGGGGUUGCAUCCAUCUUGACUCCUUUGGGGAAGAGGACAGGGAGUUAAAGCGGGGGAAGCCUCUGUACCUGAGUGAGGACCGCUACCGCCUGCUGGAGCAACAGUGGCUCUCGCACUCCUUCAACCACACCAACCGUCGAUGGAUCUGGCACAGAGAUACACUUUGAGGACUCGAAUCAUUGUAAACGCAAAGAAUAGCCUUGUGUUUUUGAGGUGACAUUAAAGUAAAAGUAGUGUAUUUUCUUGUGUAACUGGGAUUUACAUCACUUUUAUUUUAGUGGAAUCAGUUUGGUUUAUAGGUAAACAAACUGAUACUCUAUGAAAUACUUGGCCUCUACUCUGUUUUGUCCAUAGUGUGUUACAGAUUGUAAAAGCAGUUUUCUUGUCUUGAAUAUGGAAAAAGUUUAAUGCCCUGUAGGCUUAUGAGCAAAGUUCAUCUGCAGUAUUUUAUUGAUUUCAGCCUUUAGAUAGAGUGACUGGGUUGAGAUAAACUUUGCAGUUUGAAACAUCAGCAGAACAACUUGGCCAACUGUCAAGCAUAGUGGUUGAGAGGAGUGGAGGGUCAGCUGGUGUGUCUCUGGCCUUGGGGUCAGGAGCAGCUUAACUUGAGUUGUCGAAACAGAAUUCGGCUGCCAGUGUUUCCCGGAGUAAAAUAUUCUUUGCAUUUACAAUGAUUGCAUUUCUUUAUUAUUAGACUAAUAUCAACAGUAAUAAUCUGACUGCUGUGCUUUCUUUAGAUUCUGUUGGAUAGUUGACAGGUUGUGUGGUGUCUUAAUUUGUGCCCACCUGCACCUUUGAUUGCAACCAGUCAUUGUGAUAGUCCUGUCAGCUGUUGCUUGACAGGAGGGAGGAGUUGCUGUCCCCGCCAGCAGCCUCAGGUUGGAGUCACCUUGUAGAAGUGUGCAUUCAGGUUUCAUUUUAUUGUUAGAAUACUGUUUGUGAUACUGAUUAACAGCAUUUAUUCAGGCCUAUUCCUUUAAAUACUCCAUCAAGAGCAAGGUUUUCAACUAAAAAAAUUUAUGCAGGUAUGCCUAUUGGGCAUUGACUGAAUUUAGCAAUUUUGGGGCAUUUUUACACAAAGUUGUAUUUAGGCAAUACUACUUAACUUCAGAGUGAUGCUAACACCUUGUUUGAAUUCAAAGAUUUUGUUAUAAAAGUUGGUGCUUCUCUGUUAUGCAAGUUUUUUUUUGGUUGGAACAUUUCCAAAAUCUGAGUCUGCUGUGAGUGUGUAGGAGGUGGUGGUGGUGGUGGUGGUGGUGGUGGUGGUAGUGGUGCUGUGCUGGGGAGCUGUGGGUUUUCAACUCAUGAAUGUGACCUGUCUCAGCAGAGCCAAGGAGAUUAACUACUGUAAGUUUAUUACUUCUCAUGAGAGCUCAAGUAAUAUUUAAGUAUACUCUGUAGAAAGCAAAUCUUUCCUCUACAUCCUUUAGAUGAAUUCUCUCCUAUACAUGGUUUUUCAAUGUAUACUUUAGCUAAUCAUACGUAUAAUACGUACACUGUUGAUAUAGUAACUGCAUUGUGAUUUGAAAACUUUAAUGGCUUAAAAUUUUGUAGGCAAAAGGCUGCUAAUCUUUCAGGAAAAAAUGGAUAUAUUUGCAUGACUUUUGAGUACUAUUUGUUUUUUCUUGUUGUUGGUUCAUCAUCCAAUGUGCUGAAGCUAAGAGUUGUCCUGCAUACUAGUGGUCACCCCACACUCAUAGUAAUACUUGUGCUUAUAUAUUUAUAAAUAGUAAAUAUUUGCCCACUUGUACAUUUGAAAAAAGUAAUGGACUGUUAUCUUUGUAUAUUGAUUUUAUGUAUAUUUUUCCUAAGAUCUAGUAGUACUGUAUUAUAUUGUGAGUAAGGAAAGUAUUCAACACAAUAUUUAUUAUAGCGAUGUAAUUUUUUAAACGUUUUCAAAUUGGUGAGGAAGAAAUUCCAGCCCUCUAUUUUUCACACAUUGAGCCAUAAUUUCUAUCAGUAUCACAACCUUCAAGAGGAAUGCUUGUUUUGUGCAUCAGUGCAGCAAAUGUUGUAACACUGUACCCUCCACUUGGCCUUGCAAGCAGGUCAAGAAUAUUAAGACAUUUGCUUCAGAGGAAUCUCCUGUCAGGAGAUAUUAGUUGUAAGGAAGUUUCUCCCUUCCUCCAACUCCUCUUCUCUCUCUCUGAACAUUCACACUUUUCAGUAUGUCAAGAUCUGAAAUAAAUUUUCUUUGGGGUAAACUUAGCACCAAAUUAUCUUUCUAGAUUGCAUUAGUUGGGAAUCAUGAGAGGCUGAUCUUUAAUGAAGCAAACUCAUGAUUGCCUGCAUUCACUUACUGUCACACACACACACACACACACACACACACACACACACACACACACACACACACACACACACACACACACACACACACACACACACACACACACACACACACACACACACACACACACACACACACACACACACACACACACACACACACACACACACCAGUUAACCUGUGCAUAAGUUUGUUUUUGAACUCUUCCUUUGUUGAGCUGUCUCAGCAUUUCAUUGCACAUCCACCUCACCUUGUUCAGUUCACUCUAAAUUCUAGAUAUCAUUUAAAACAGUCUAGUUUGCCAUCAUGAAACAAUUCUUUUCCUCAUACAAAUGUGUGCAGUCUAUUAUUCUUGAGAUUCAAAACUAGUCUUUGAAUUUGCGUGAUUUUUCUUGUUGAAUCUGUCAGAAACUUCCUAGUGUUUAGAUAGAACAUGUGCAUUUUUUUUUAUUAGGUUUUCUUAUUUUGAAAAUCAUUUGUUACUUAUGUAAAGGAGGCACCAUUAACUUUUAAUAUUUUUUAGAUGAAUUUAUAAAUAAACUUUUAGUGGUAACAGUGUGCCUGCAGGCCAGUGGAGGCAACUUGGCUGUGGUGUAAACCUUUUUGUGUCUUUUAGCAAAUAACACUUCAGUGGCAACUAAGAUUAUUUUGUGCAACAGCUAGAAACCAAGGGAAAGUAUGUAACAAUUGCAUGCUCAUCAUAGCACAGAUCACUUGUCUUCAGAGAUUUUAUAUCACUAUUUAUGACUCCACUGUGUUGUGGUGUAAUUACUGGAAAAGUGUCUAUGCACACCACAUUGGUAGUGCAUGGAGGAUGUAAUAUUACAUGUAAAGGAACUUUUUUUCCUUAUAAAAAAAGGGAACUCCCCAUCAAAAAUGAGCCCAAUAAUUUGUGUUGUGGUGAGAAGCACUAUUGUGUUGAUUUCCUCCAAGAUAGUGCCAUGUCUUGAAGUCUGAGGAUGAAAAUAAAAAUAUGCAUGUUGUGAGUGCAGGAUAUUUCAUAUUAAUAGGUUGUCAGAAUAUGGGUACUUCUACUUGCCAUACAGCAUCAUCAGUAUUUUCAAAGUGUGUGCUGAGUCGCCAAACAGGGCUGGGGGAGAACCCUGACAAUGCAUGUGCAAUAUGCUAUACCUCUGUUGGGAAGGUGAAUGGUGGGGUGUGGCUGUGGGUGGGAGUGGUAUGACACACUGCCAGAGUAAUGGCAAUGUGAAGGAUCCCUCUCACAGGAAACAAGUCAUUUGCAGUCUUAUUUUAGAGUACAGUAGGCAGCAAGACCUAGGCAACUUAUCAUCUUUCUCUUUAGAAGCAAGCUAUCAAUGAAGCCCCCACUGGCUGCAUGAUGUGGCUGGCAGCUCUCGUCCACAGCUGCACCUCCUUCAGUAGACUGCUGUAUGAAGCUUUGAAUUCUUCCUAAGGGUUUCUGUUCCCUAGUGGCAUAACUCUCCUACUAUUCAUCACUCUAUGACCAUUGUAUUAUUUAUUACUGUGAAUAGUUUUGUAUGUACUACUUCCUAUUUGUUAUAUUUGUUAUGUAGAGUUUUAAAUUAUGAGUUCUUAUGUUUGUAUAAUAUUUGUUGUAAUCUGUAUAAAAAGCUGUCUAUAAUAAAAUCAUGUUACAUUGUGAAUUAUGAGAAUAAUAGGU